Tremella mesenterica DSM 1558 is the source of this 542-nucleotide messenger RNA. RefSeq lists its product as uncharacterized. The record is from RefSeq and is a predicted model, not a curated record. The transcript has 2 exons. NCBI's taxonomy places the organism in Eukaryota, Fungi, Basidiomycota, Tremellomycetes, Tremellales, Tremellaceae. Bases 39 to 416 code for a protein of 125 amino acids.
CCUCCGCAGAAGAUCACUCCUUGGAAACUUGGAGCGAUAUGGACGAGGAUGGUGUACCACCCUCAUUCUGGCAUGGUGUACCACCCUCAUUCUGGCAUGGGCGGUCACCACUUGAUGAGUUUCCAGAGUAUCUGGCUGUCCCUGAUGAGCUAUGGAGAGAAGAAACCUGGGCGGUUGGCAAUCAAAUGUGGUCACUACCUCCCCCACUUCUAAAACUGGCGAGGAGAUAUAAAACAUGGCUUUGGAAGGAACUUUGUAUGAUGAUCAUGAGUAAGCGCAGAGGGAUCAAUCAACCAGGAUUUAUGCAGGAAUGGGCAGAACAGAAGGCUCGGGUAAAAGCGGUAAUUCAAGCUCGAGAAGUCUUCAAAUCAAAAUAUGGGAAUGAAUUGCGGUUUGACCCAUCAAUCGGUCAAUGAAACUGGUUCUACUAUUAUAGAGAGAAAGAAAGGUCUUUAGAGAGGGGACAGUGAGUAUGUGGUGUAUGUGUUGAGUGGUAGAAUGUGGACACAAUGGUAAGAGGUGGAUGCAUGGUGUUACGGGGU